GCCUCGGAGUUUUUCACUGAGGCAGGGGUCAGCUGAAAGACAAAGAAAAAUGGCGAAUAGUUUGCUGGGGGGUGGGAGGACAGCUGUUCGGGUUUUCACUGGAGUGGACAUUCCAGACUCAGUUAUCGAAAUGUCCACAGAAGGAGGGUUUGGUGGUACUAGUAGCAGUGAUGCUCAGCAAAGCCUCCAGUCCUUCUGGCCUCGUGUUAUGGAAGAAAUCCGGAAUUUAACAGUGAAAGAUUUCCGAGUACAGGAACUCCCACUGGCUCGUAUUAAGAAGAUUAUGAAACUGGAUGAAGAUGUGAAGAUGAUCAGUGCAGAAGCCCCUGUGCUCUUUGCCAAGGCAGCCCAGAUUUUUAUCACAGAACUGACUCUUCGAGCCUGGAUCCAUACAGAGGAUAACAAGCGCCGCACCCUUCAGAGGAAUGAUAUCGCCAUGGCAAUUACAAAAUUUGAUCAGUUUGACUUUCUCAUCGAUAUUGUUCCAAGAGAUGAACUGAAACCUCCAAAGCGUCAGGAGGAGGUACGCCAGUCUGUGACUCCUGCCGAGCCUGUCCAGUACUACUUCACGCUGGCUCAGCAGCCCACUGCCGUCCAAGUCCAGGGGCAGCAGCAAGGCCAGCAGACCACAAGCUCCACGACCACCAUCCAGCCUGGGCAAAUCAUCAUUGCACAGCCUCAGCAGGGCCAGGUCUGUGAACUGCUGAGGGCAUCCACCCAGCAAGAUGAGAUUGCACUCAUACAAACUGUGGUCUGUUUAUCUCUGCCCCUGACCCAGGUGCAGCUGAAUGCUGGUCAACUGCAGUAUAUCCGCUUAGCCCAGCCUGUAUCAGGCACUCAAGUCGUGCAGGGACAGAUCCAAACACUUGCCACCAAUGCCCAACAGAUCACACAGACAGAGGUCCAGCAAGGACAACAGCAGUUCAGCCAGUUCACAGAUGGACAGCAGCUCUACCAGAUCCAGCAAGUCACCAUGCCUGCGGGCCAGGACCUCGCCCAGCCCAUGUUCAUCCAGUCAGCCAACCAGCCCUCGGAUGGGCAGGCCCCCCAGGUGACCGGCGACUGAGGGCCUGAGCUGGCAAGGCCAAGGAUACCCAACACAAUUUUUGCCAUACAGCCCCAGGCGAUGGGCGCAGCCUCCCUCCCCAGAGGACCCUGCCGACCUCAGCGCCUCCUGCAGGCUAGGACAUUGGUGCACUACACCCCACGCCUGUGGGCCGAGAUUUUCCAACAAAAAGAUGCAAUAUUUUUUAUUUCCUUUUUUUUCCACUUUUUUUCUCCAAGAAAUCAAUAUUUCAAUGUCAAGCUGUGUGUCCAAUGCUAUGAAAUGAGAAUAUUAAAUAACAUAUUUAUGGCAUUUUC
Messenger RNA from Urocitellus parryii (Arctic ground squirrel), 1362 nucleotides. The record is from RefSeq and is a predicted model, not a curated record. Lineage: Eukaryota; Metazoa; Chordata; Mammalia; Rodentia; Sciuridae.